AUGCCUACCUCUUCAACCUUUUCCUUAGAGGCUUUGUUGAGGGAGUAUUUGGUUAAGAAUGAGACUAAGCAAAACAGCUUGGAAGCUAUUGUGCAAAGUAUUCCUGCAUCUUUGAGGAAUUUAGAAUCCCAACUAAGCUGUUUAGCAAAUACUUUGAAUAGCAGACCACCUGGUACUUUGCCUAGUAACACUGAAGAGCCUAGGAGGAAUAAUGAGCAAUGUCACAUGAUAGAGCUUAGGAAUGACAGAUCUGUGAAUCAGCCAGAACCUGUGGUUAGACCUUCCACAUUAAAAAAAAGAGAAGAGGAAAAAGUGCAGCAGGAAAAAGAUAAAAAUUCUGAACCUGUUCAGCCACAUGUUGUCCAUGACAGCCCCCAAGGGGCUGCAAAUAGUGAUCCUCUGCUUGUUCUGGUUGAACCAGAAAUUCAGACCCCAAUAAACCCAUCUUUAGGGAAUAUUUCUAUGGAAAAAUCCAUUCCAAAGGGUCAAGCAUCUAAACCAAGUAGUGAGACACCUGUUGUCUCUAAUAGACCUCCACCACCAUUUCCUCAAAGGCUUCAAAAGCAGAAGCAAGAUAACCAAUUUAGGAAAUUCCUUGACCUCUUAAAACAACUUCACAUCAAUAUUCCAUUUGUAGAUGCAUUAGAGCAGAUGCCCACUUAUGUGAAGUUCAUGAAAGAGAUACUUUUUAGGAAGAGGAGGUUGGAAGAGUUUGAAACAGUGGCUCUUACUCAAGAGAGUAGCAAAUACUUGCUGAGCAAGUUGCCUCCCAAAUUAGAAGACCCAGGCAGUUUUACAAUCCUUUGCACCAUAGGUGACCAUUACAUAGGCAGAGCACUAUGUGACUUAGGUGUUAGCAUUAAUUUGAUGCCCAUGAGUGUCAUUAAGAAGCUCAAAGUAGGAGAGCCUAGCCCCACAAUUGUCACUUUACAAUUGGCAGAAAAGUCCCUAGUAUAUCCUGAAGGUAAAUUGGAAAAUAUUUUAGUCAAGGUAGAUAAAUUUAUUCUACUUGCUGACUUCAUAAUUUUAGAUUAUGAGGAGGAUAGGGAGGUGCCAAUAAUCUUGGGGAGAGCAUUUUUAGCCACAGGUGGGGUUGUAAUACAUGUGAAAGAAGGUGAAUUGACCAUGAAUGUAAAUGGUGAGCAAAUUAAGUUUAAUAUCUUAAAAUCCAUGAAGUACCCAAGAGAAAUGGAAGAGUGUUCUAGGAUAGAUGUGAUUGAUGUUGCUGUCUAG
Gastrolobium bilobum is the source of this 1233-nucleotide messenger RNA. RefSeq lists its product as uncharacterized. The transcript has a single exon. Bases 1 to 1233 code for a protein of 410 amino acids. NCBI's taxonomy places the organism in Eukaryota, Viridiplantae, Streptophyta, Magnoliopsida, Fabales, Fabaceae. The record is from RefSeq and is a predicted model, not a curated record.